Messenger RNA from Trichomonas vaginalis G3, 531 nucleotides. RefSeq names its product RNA polymerase II transcription regulator recruiting protein. The transcript has a single exon. Gene Ontology annotation, molecular function: DNA-binding transcription factor activity, RNA polymerase II-specific; RNA polymerase II cis-regulatory region sequence-specific DNA binding. Lineage: Eukaryota; Parabasalia; Trichomonadida; Trichomonadidae. The record is from RefSeq and is a predicted model, not a curated record. The coding region runs from base 1 to 531 and encodes 176 amino acids. Gene Ontology annotation, cellular component: nucleus. Gene Ontology annotation, biological process: regulation of DNA-templated transcription.
AUGAAGAGUGUUUAUAUUGAAAAGAACUCUAAAUCUUGCAAAACUCCAUUUACACCACAAGAAGAUGAUAAACUAUCAAAGCUUGUUAAGUUUUUUGUGAAAAAAAGUGCAAUAAAUUGGCAAUAUAUUUCCCAACAAAUGGAAACCAGAAGUGCUAGGCAGUGCAAAGAUCGAUGGACAAAUUACCUUGAUCAGAGAAUAAAUCACGCAGAAUUUACCCCAGACGAAAAUCAUUUUAUUCUCAAAAAAGUUAAUGAAAUUGGUAAAAAAUGGAGAAAGAUCGCAGCACAAAUGAAGAAUAGAACUGAUGUGUCUGUUAAAUCCCAGUAUAGAAAGUUAAUGAGGAGAAACGCAAAUGUUGAUAAUGUUUAUACAUUGUGCAUGGAUAAUUAUUGCACUAGAAGAAGAAAGAAAUCUCAAUCUUCUGAUGAAAUCACUCCUCAAAAUAUUUUAACUCCAGAGCAAUUUGAUGAUUUAUUCAAUAGUUUUGAAUUGACUACAGACUCAAGUUUUACUCUUCAGUGGAUUUGA